This is a messenger RNA of Lethenteron reissneri (Far Eastern brook lamprey), 7061 nucleotides long. Its product is annotated as zinc finger protein 385D-like. Gene Ontology annotation, cellular component: nucleus. Gene Ontology annotation, molecular function: zinc ion binding; nucleic acid binding. Lineage: Eukaryota; Metazoa; Chordata; Hyperoartia; Petromyzontiformes; Petromyzontidae. The record is from RefSeq and is a predicted model, not a curated record.
UAGCUUGCGGGAGGUGCGACCCGGCUCUUGGGGGUCUCUCUAUCAAAACCACCCCCCCCCCCUCCCUCCUCCCUCGCACCAGCCGCUUGGAACAAGCGCUCAUAUCCACAAAGCGGAGGAGCGGUGGGAAGCCAGGCAGGCAGGCAAGGCGAAGCGAGGCGACCGGCAUCAGUAAUCGAACACAACGCGAGAUCAGUAACCGCGACAUGCAGCGCGCCUCUUCUCGUGAAAUGUGCCGUACGCGUGCGCGCGCGCGGUGCACGCAGCUCCUCCGCACGAGAUUCGCUGUGUUGUGAGAUGUCGUCUGCCUGCUUGCUGCUGCUGCUACUGCUGCUGCCGCUGCUGGUAUAGAGAAGGGCAACGGGGGUUGUUGUGCCGUUCGAUAUCCGGCUGUGAGCUCCAGCGUUAGACCGUGAGCGCGGGGCUCAGGUGAAACAGAUCCCAGCAAGGCGAGUUCGCAACGCCUGUGGCCUCAAGCCACCCCGAUCGACACGAGUCGGCACAGGUGAGAAGCGGAGGGACCGCGAGCGGCUUUCGCGCACGGUUAUGAAAAGGCCACCGAGUCCAAUGAGGAACGUAUACGGAGAUCCUUCUGCUUGGAGCAAUGGAUUUCUCUCGCGGGAAAUCCCUGCAAACCGCGCCAUCGUUCCCCCGUCAACCUCAGAAUACUGGGAUGCUGCAGGGGGACCUGACAAGCCCCCAGACCCCAUGCUGUACACUGGGAACGCACUCCCGGAGAUGCAAGGGCCCUGGGCGCGCAGUGACUCUCGCUCCGUCAAGCUGGCAGGUAACCUAGCAGAUCCCGUGACCGCCCCGGCUGAAACGUGGGACACUGCUCCUCCGGCCCAGCAUCUCUCUGCGAGUGGCGUGGUGCCCGCCUCUGGCUGCUGGAGCAACGGCGCUGAGCCAUUGCCAGCGAUGGCACAAAACGAGUUUGGGCUGCCCAUGAUUUGGGACGUCGGCCGAGACUUGCCGAGAGAAUGCCCGCAGCGUGCCGAGGCACCCGAGGAAGGACUGCAUGGGCCUCAAGAUGUCGAUGGUCACCGGGCGGCCAAGAAGUCCGGCGUUACGUUCUGUGAAAUCUGUAACAUCCAGCUCAACUCGCGAGCGCAAACUCAGAUCCACUACAACGGGAAGUCGCACCGCAAACGGAUACGGCAGCUGGCUAAAGGCUGGCUGGUCUGCACAGCCAAUGCUUGCCCGGGAGGGAUUCUUCCUGCGAUGGUGCGGGGCCCGACUGGACUUCUGCAGCCCGGUCUGGAUAUCAAUCCGUUGCUGCACUUCCCACUCCUCGCCAACCUCAACAACAAUGUGGACCCGGUGCAAAAGGCGGUCAUCACGCACACGUUUGGAGUACCCAUUUUACCUCGCCGGAAACACAGCUACUCCUGCAGCAUCUGCCAGACAAGGUUCAACUCGGAGACUCAAGCCAUUGCUCACUUCAAAGGAAACAAGCAUGCCAAGAGACUCAAAUCACUCGAGGGUGGAAUGCACAAACAGAGUAAAAGUUCUGGCAAAGAUGAAGUUAAGCGGAACGGGGCAUCUAAACCCGACUCUAUGGGCAAUAAAGGCCCCAACGAAGCGAUAAAAAAGAUACCAAAGUACCACAUGAAAUCAAUGAAUCUCAAUGUCGGGAGAGAGACGCACGGCGCGGGGAGAGCGGUAGCAGAGCUGGACACCGCGGAUAAACCCUCGUCCCCAAGUACCGUCUCGGGUGACAACGGCAAGCUACCACAGCCGGAUCCAGCCUCUGCCUCUGGUGGAGGAGUUGGAGGAGUAACAGCAGCAGCAGCAGGAGGAGGAGGUUUAGAAGGAGGAGGAGGAGAAGGAGGUGGAAGCAGUAGCAGCAGCAUCAGCAGUGUGAACAGUGGCACAGCCACGCUGGGCACGGAGACGGAGGACGAGAAAUCGAAGCGCCUCCUCUACUGCUCCCUGUGCAAGGUGGUGGUCAACUCGCAGUCACAGCUGGAUGCUCAUAACAACGGUGUCAAGCACAAGACGAUGUUUGAAGCGUGGAGUGGUGGCGGUUCCAUAAGAGCAUUUCCCAGGCCGGGCUGCAAAGUCAGCAGCCAGAAUGGCAGCGCCGCAGGCUUCGGCCUUCAAGACAAGACCUUUUACUGCGAGAUCUGCGACGUCCACGUGAAUUCGGAGACGCAGCUGAAGCAGCAUAUCACGAGCAGAAGACACAAAGACCGAUCUGCGGGCAAACCUCCAAAACCAAAAUUUUCUCCAUAUAACAAGCAACAUCGCCACUCCGGCCCUGUCACGGCAGGCAAGGUCUCCUUUGCGAGAGACCUGCGCGGCAAGCCUCUGGCAUUCCUUCCAGCUUCCCUGGCCGCUGCGGCCGCAGCUGCCGCAGCGGCCAACCCGCUGGGCCUGGCUCCAGGGCCGCCCAACUCGUCCGCUCCGUCGAUCUUCACGUCGUCCCCGCUCGGAGUGGGCCAGCCAUCAGCCAUGCUGAGGCCUUCCCCGGGACCCAUUCGGCAGGCUCACGGCUCUUUUCUUUUCGCACCUUACUGAGCCAUUCCACGCGGGAGUCCGUGUUCGCUGUGUGCACCGUGUGUGAAUUCUAUAUUUGAAGCUUUCGCGACUGCAAGGAUUCAUAUUCUUAGGUUUUUUUCGGUAAAGUCACGUAGGUAAAAAAAAAAUUAAUUAAUAAAGUAAAAUUAAAAAAAAUAACGACGUUUCGGAGGCUAUCGUGCUGUGACUGUUCCAACUGAAGACGGAGGCUUGUGUUGCCUCCGAAACGUCGUGAUUUUUAUUUUUAUUUUACUUUUAUUAAUUUUAACUUUUUUACCUACGUGACUUUACCGAAAAAACCUAAGAAUAUGCACUGUGUGUGUGUGUGUGUGCUCCUGCUGCUGCUGCUGGUGGUCACAUCACACCACCCAUCGUUUGUGCGCCGUGCCAAACUUCAUAAGUGGUUGCUGACGGUAUUAACUCCAAACGGCAUAUUAGAGCUACGAGGGGAGUGGGGGGAAUCUUUGUCUUGCUUCUUAUUCUAGGCAACAACACAAAAUGAAAACACGUAAAAGCAAUACUCCAUUUGUGUGUCCUCACGUACGUGCAAAUGUGUUUUAGCCCAACAACCUACUGGCUUUGCAGAACAAUAUUAUCCAGCAGCAUUUGUUCCAGCAAGCAAACUCUGGAUCGCUAUCGACAAUCUGGGUCUCAUCAGCAGAACCCUCUCACCAACAGAAGGUUGAAACCAGCCCAGAGUCUUCUUCAAACAAUUACUGCUGGAUAUCGGUCUGGAAGGCCAACAGACUAAAACAUUUAUCAGUUUUUAUUUAAUAUGUGGAGAUACAGUAUGGAGUUCUGCUUUUACAUUAUUGUAUAAUUGAUGCUCCACAAAAAUGCUUAAUGAGUUUGCAUACAAAACAAAAGUCUCUUAGAAUUAAACAUAUAGUAGCAUAUUGAAUUCCAAUGGCCAUGCUUCUAUUAUAUUAUGGAUGGCAUAUUCUGAAUUUAGCGUUCAUUUUAUAAUGCCCAGCAAAUGCCUGGUUCGUGCGCACAUAUAAUAUCGUAAUUUGAUUGUUGUCUAAGAUUUACCACGAGGUAAUAUUUCGUUUAUGCGUAAGGGCAUCAUGCUGCGUAUGACACACUCGUGACAUUUGUACGAUGCGAAUUAUCGACGGUGUUUUGUUAUUCCCAAUCUGCACAACAUUUCCCAGUGCUUCGUUAUUUCACAGCUUGCUCUGUGUCAGCACACAUUGCCAGCAAAAAAGAGACCCAUUCGGUCUUUAUGGGCAUGCCUAUUGUGCAGUGUCUGCACGAAAACACUAUCCAACUUGAAAAAAAAAACGUCUCACUUAAAAAAAAAGAGGACAAACAUAAAUUAAAGGACGUGACGUUGAAUUGAACCAUCCGCGUCUACCCUUUUUUUUUCACCCGACAACAUUUAUCCUGCUCGUGCUCGCUCGUCUUCUCGAGAUGCGCGUCUGUGGCAUUUGUAAAACUAAAAAAAAGACGUCAACGGCACGGUUGUUAUUCCACCCCGGUUGGCUUUGAAAUCGCUGUCUGAGCUGGUUUGCAUCUGAUCUUCGUGACCUUGGGAAACAAAGCGUUGGCUCCUUCUGUUCACUCAGCGCUACAGCUGGUUCGUCGUAAUGGUGGGGCAAAAAAAAUCUCGCAGUGUUUCACUGGGACUUUGUAGAGCCAAUUUUCCUCGGCGUCCUUGUUAAGCGCAACGCCUCUGCUGCUGCUGCUGCUGCACAGACGGAAAUCCAAACCCGCAGAUGCGUGUAUGAAAGUAAAUCUAUUUGCAUACAGUACCUCUUAACGUUUGCCACCUUUGUGAAGAUGCCAGGAGCUAAAAAUCUCAUUAGCGUCGGUGAAUUUCUUUCAGAGAUCACAAUGGCUUUAAUUAGUAAAUGGAUCAUGCCGCGAUUAAUGAUCCUGAACUUGGAAUUAGGACUGGGAAGUGAGUGCAUAUGGUUGGAGAGAAAUAAUUAUAUAAUUUUAAUAAAGAGUAAAUGUGGAACGUUGAGCCAUUUAACUUUUAUUGGUUUAAUUUAUUAAUGUACAGUAUGAUAUUUACAGUAUGGUAUUUACAGUAUGGAAUGAACCACUGGUGGACAAUUAGAGUAUACAGAUGAUUUAAAACACUAAAUUUAGCUGACAUCUAAUAGCUAAUAACUUGAUCAUCCAGUAUGGUAUUUACUAUUAUAUAAGUGAUGGGGUUGAUAUGGUAUUUGCUUACUUGUAAAGUCCACCUUUGGAAACAGGCGGGAGAGGUGCAAUGUUUAAUACCUUGUAAAUUACCCUGAGACCCGAUUAUAUGUAAGGCUGUGUAAAUGUAAACAGUAAUGAUUAACAACAACAAAAUUUUUUUUAAAGCGCAAGUUUUAAUUGCUUUCACACUUUGCUACACACAUGUUCAUAAUGCAGUAUCCAUGAUUGUGUAAACUGUGUCCCACAUGGAUGUUUGAUUAGAUACAUGAGCACCUGUUCAUUGUAGACAGUUAUAAAUGCAACGUGCUCUGAUGCAAUUUAUUGAGACCCUGUAACUUAGCAAUGAUGGUGUAUUAAAUAUGCAUAGUUUCGGUUGGCCCGGUAACUCAGACCUCAGAACAAUGAGCUGGCACCGCUGAGGGCCUCGGUUUGAAUGCCUUAGGUUAGACCGGGUCCUCAAUUCUAAUGAGUUGACGGUCUCUGCCCGGUCACCAAUUACUCCCCGAACCAAAAAAAAGGUCACGUGAAAUGUGGUUGCUGCAGUCAAUUCGGCUUAAAUUCCAGCUCAGAGAAUGAAAAUAUCAGAUUGAAUGUCAUUCUCAAACCACACUCUCACAUGCAGAGCAAGUGGAAAGCGCUGCCCUCUCCUGUGUGUGGAUCAGAGGUCCACGGAACGGACCUUGUCAGGUUUUUUUUCUGUGAUAUCCCACUCGUGUGGGCUGUUGUCCGACAGGAAGGGUUGCACUGCUGUGUGAGAGACCCCCAAAGGUUACUUCGUCACAUGACGUGACGCCGAUGGCACAAAGGGGAUAACAUUGGGGGGGGCAGGGGACAUUUAAUAGACACUAGAACAUCCACAGUUAAUCUCAGUGAUGUGUAAUUAAUAUUAAAUCGUCUGGUUUUACUUUCAUGCAAAUUUGGUGUGCAAAGUACGAUAUGUAUCUUGUGAAUGUGUGAAAUGUAGAUUCUUAUCUGCUGGUAUUUUUGACGUUAUGGACCCUAAAUACCUAAUCUAGAAAGAAUAUAGCAAUCAUAAUAGCAAGGACAUACACAUUGUUAUGCUUGGCAUAAGUUUAAUAUUGGCAAAUAAUGUUAUAAAUGAAAUCAUACGCUUAUCUACGUAAAUAUAUUCACGAUUCAUUAUUAUUUUAUUUUUUCAAAAGCAAUCUCAGAAAAACGUUGGUCAACAUCUUGGCUGUAUAAUCCUAACGGACAGAUAUUUAACCACACUCAUUAAAAUUAACAAAUGCUUUCAGAAAGAAAAUAUACAAUAGGUUGUACCUUAAAUUUUGUAGAUAUCACUACUUUUUUCAAAAAAAAAAUCUUAUAUUUCUAUGUCUGAUUUGCCUUUUUAAUGUUACAAAUUUAAUUUUUUUUAAAUUAAUUUUGCACAAGUGCUUGUUUUUGGCUUCUUUUUCGCAGGUGCAAAACAUGAUGGGAUUAUUGUGACAAUUGUGUACAUUAUAUUUUGUAUUUGUGUUAUAUUUAAUAUUGUAUUUUGAAACGAUGUGAAUAAUACUAAUAAUAAAUGCAACUGGCUUUACAAAAGACACAAAUGUAUGCUCAUGGCCAGGGUCAGGUCUUGCAAAUGCUGUGGCAUUGUAAAGACAAAAAUCAGCUCGUCAACGACCGUGCAUUGCUACUGACAUGUUUCAUGUCUUGUUCAUGUGUAUUCAAAGCAUAAAAAGCAAUAAAUGUUAUAAAUUUGUGUAUAUACUUUCUACGAGAAGAAAAAGUCAAUUAUAUUUCACAAAGGUGUCGCUAUAUAUAUUCAUCUGAGCAACACGCAUAGCCGCUAAUAAUUUUGAAUUGAAAACAAAAUGAAGAGUUUUAUAACAUCGCCCACGGAGAUACAGCGGUCCUUUGCUUGUACAACAAAUGACUGCACGGGACCAAAUGUGGAUUUAUAUAUAGAGUAAAUAUAUAUAAUGUUUCGAAUCGCAUCAUAUAGACGAUACGAUUGUGCAUUACGUAAGUAGAACACAUCUCUUGGUGCCAGUGUUUUGCUGCUUUUGUGGAUGUUUUUUUCAUUGUCUACUUGUCCUGAAACCAUCGUCAAUUUGAUGGAUUUCAACUUAGUUUAGCACACAAAUAAGAACACUAUAUUGUAUAUGAGCACCAUAAGUUAUAAGUUGUGCUUUGCAAUGAUAAAAACAGUGGGUUUUUUCUUUCUUCAAAAAGCUUUCUUCAGUUGCAUCUUUGUCAAUCAUACAACCGUGCAUCAAGUUUUUGUGCUGUACAAAAACCGAAUAUGGUGUAAUUAAAGAGCCAGUGUAAUGGUUGUACAUGUUGUACAUUGCUUAAUGUGUUAGGGCCAUUAUUUUUUAUUAGUGAAUGGACCACUGCAUUGUUGAAAUAGUGGAACUGAAGUUUAAUAAAGAUGUGAU